Molecule: messenger RNA, 822 nt
Organism: Culex quinquefasciatus (southern house mosquito)
Lineage: Eukaryota; Metazoa; Arthropoda; Insecta; Diptera; Culicidae
Gene: PSMG1
Exons: 2
Coding region: 84-782 (232 amino acids)
Biological process (GO): proteasome core complex assembly
Cellular component (GO): endoplasmic reticulum
Molecular function (GO): proteasome binding
Source: RefSeq, a predicted model, not a curated record
ACAUUUUGUUUUGAAUUUGCAUUGCAUCGUCAGCGCAGAAGUUUGUGCCGGCUGAUUUUUUUGUUGAGCAAUUUUUCUCAAAGAUGAGUUUAAACUUUGGUGAAAUUGUGGAACCCUCUACGCGAGCCUUCUGGGACGAUUACGACGAGGGGGACGAAGAGCUGGUUCCGCUAGCACCUCUCGAGUGGGAAUGGCUAAACGAGGACAACACAGAGCUAAAGCUGGACCAACUGAAGCACUUGCUAAUCAUCGAAGGCCAAGGUAUUGCGGCCUUCGCCGGCACGGCGAUUCUCAAGGGCCGAUCUCCGGUUUGCCGGUUUCAUAAUAUUUCCGUCGGCGUUUACCACGUUCCGGAGCGGGAUCUGCUCGUCUGCUUGUCCGAGGAGAAGGAGCUGAACAGUUUUGGGAGGAUAACGGAGAAGUUGGCGCCCUGGUUGGAUGUGGCACAGCAGGUUACGGCGGUGUCCUUCCAUCCGAGCGUAAUGCACAAGGGAACGCCGGCUGAAGAUGCGGAGGAGGUUUGUUUUAUCCGGAGCAUUAACGGGAGCGAGAAAGGGUUGGAGGCGCCGAACGUCAUUACGGGUUUGUCGGCGGGAGCGCUGAGCUAUCGGAAGUUCCGGGAGCAUGCCGGAUCGGCAGCAGCGUACGCCUGCUAUCUGGACAGUCCGGUGGUUGAUUCUGCGUCGGCGAAGCCGAUUCUGAAACUGUUCAAAGCACUCUCGGUGGAUUGUGCGGACAGUUAUCAGCUCAAGUUUAAGGCCGGUUCGAAUUUGUACAUGUAAAACGGAAUAAAACUCACUUGCCUCUGGAUGUUUCUUAAAA